AUACGUAUUUGAUAGAAAAAAUCUUAAAUUGUGCUGUGCAAAAUUCAUGCCUUUGUAAAGCAUCUUUGGUUUUCAGCUAUUGAGCAACUGCCGCCGUUGAAUUGAAAUCAAAAAUUGAGGCCAACUAAACAAAGCGAAGUGAAAAUGGAUACAAAACGGUUGAAAGUAACGAAUAGAAAUCAAUUCGAGGCGAUGGUUUCUCACAUGGAGAAAAAUCCUCAUAUAGCAAAAGGGCAAAGGUUUGCUGAAACGGCAAAUAUCUCGAAAACAAAUUACAAUGUAUUUUGGAAUCGUUUAACCGCUGAUUUGAAUAGUCUUGGACCUCCCAUUCGUUCUAUAAUGGAAUGGCAGAAAGUAUGGAGUGACUAUAAGCUGAAAAUAAAACGAAAGCUUGGUUAUAACAAGAACGAAACCCGAGCUACUGGAGGAGGAAACAACAGAAUGGUGCAGCUUUCAUCAUGUGAAGAAGCCGUUUCAGGUCUUCUAUCAUUGGACGUGGCGGUAGUGUGUUUGGAUUGGAGUCGAACGCAAGUUCAUCGACCACACCAGCGAAUCAACUAUCCAGUGAAAUUGAACGAUGUGAUGAAAAUUUAG
Messenger RNA from Malaya genurostris, 594 nucleotides. RefSeq lists its product as uncharacterized. Bases 145 to 594 code for a protein of 149 amino acids. The record is from RefSeq and is a predicted model, not a curated record. Gene Ontology annotation, cellular component: nucleus. The transcript is spliced from 4 exons. NCBI's taxonomy places the organism in Eukaryota, Metazoa, Arthropoda, Insecta, Diptera, Culicidae.